AUCUUAAACGGAAUUGAAUUCCGAAAAAAUUGCGUGAUCUCGCUGCAUAAACUAAAGCAGAAUGGACUGCCACGUUUCGGUAAUAUACAGGAGAUAAUCGUUAUAAAUGAUAUCGUGAGAGUACUUGUCACCUCAUGGGAAGCUGUUGAUUUUGACGAAACCCUUCAAGCAUAUUUAGUCGAAGAUGAAGAUAAAAACAUAUUGAUCGAUCUAACAGAAAUGCACUGCUAUGCGGUGUUCUUAUUUUGGAGAAAAUAUAACGAUAGUGUUUGUUAUAUUUCUCGCAGAAUUUACAACAAUGAUUUUUAAAUCCAAACAUAUUUUUUAACAGGGAACGAAGGAAUCCUUGAUAUGGAGACUUUUUCCAUGUUGAACGAAAAUGAUUUUAACAGAAUGAAUCUCAAUACUGGUCAGCGAAAACAAAUUUUAAAACACCAAAAAAAAAUUAAUGAAAUUAAAGAUUAUAUGACCGAAGAGUCAACCGGCGGCGACACUUCAUACGAACAGUAUGAAUACAUCGAACAGGAUGAUGAGACGUUAGAGACCUCGCAAGUAGCAACGGCACAGCGCUCUGUUUCACUAGAAAAGGAAUUCGAUAUCGACUUGAUUUUUAAGAAAACUCCGGAAGGACGAAAUGUCAUGGCAUCGUUGAAAGAAAAAAACCCGCUAAAUAAUAAACUGGUCAAAUCGAUUACCAAAAUUCUAUGCGAAUACCUGAUCAAUAAUUAUGGUUUUCAUCCGAGCACACAUUAUAAAAAUAUUAUUGCCGUUUCAUUGGUAAACAAAUAUGAUAUGCUGAAAUCGGAGUUUGCGGAGGUACCCCAGGCUGUGUGGUUUUACCCGCACGGAAGAGGAUACGGAAAACAUAGUGGCAAACUACACUACCAUAUUGAAUAUAUGGUGAAGAAGCACGAAAAGCAGAUCCGUCAGAACAAAGUUAUUCCUAAUGUAAACAUCAACUUCGAUGCAUCAACCAGCAAUGCCACAGGAACCAGUUCGGAAACUACUGAGGAAAACUUGAUAGAAAUCGUUGAAAACCUUAAAUUCAUCGUGCCAUCCGACGAAUCACUAGAGAUGAUACGAGCAAACUGGAUAAAGACCUUCAAAAUUCGCCAAGAGCAUCGCAGAAAAGUUACCGAACCCGAGCUAAUGUUGGAAAUGUUCCCACUUUCUACGGCGUUCAGAGGAGCCUUGAUUAACUUGGAUUUUAAUGACAUGUUUCCAUCCGCUAAUCCCAACAUUGAAGGUGAACUAGAUUCAUUGCAGAUCAAAAUUACCAAUAGAUUUGCCCACCUACACUCAACGAUACCGGAUCAUUUCAUCCGCAUGUUACUAAUCGUAAAGGAAAAAAAUCCAUCACGCGGCGCGAAGCGGACAAAUGACGGUUCACAGAAAGUUAAUAACCUUCUGGAGAGAAUUGUAGAGUGGAUUGAUCCAGAAGAAGAUGUCGAGCAGUAUGCUGAGAGAUAUAAAGCCACGAAAAACCCAGUUCUAAUUGUGAAGGCCCCUAUAUACAGUUCAGGAGAAGGGUACGUUCGUAUAGGAAAAAACGUUUUCUAUGCGGGCUCCGAAUUACCCAUUACUUUUUUUACUUUGAUCAAAUCGCAUUAUUACUUCAAUACGAAAUUCGAGCCAUCACUCUCGAAUUUCUACUUUUUUUUUACUUCUACUGUACUCAAGAUAACGAAACCUACAACCACCACUAACAGCUUCCUUUUACAAUUGAAAUAAAAAGUUAAAACUUCUUCCGUAAUAA
Wyeomyia smithii (pitcher-plant mosquito) is the source of this 1756-nucleotide messenger RNA. RefSeq lists its product as uncharacterized. The record is from RefSeq and is a predicted model, not a curated record. The coding region runs from base 352 to 1731 and encodes 459 amino acids. Lineage: Eukaryota; Metazoa; Arthropoda; Insecta; Diptera; Culicidae. The transcript has 8 exons.